UCCCCUUGGCCUGGAGGGACCCAGAAAUCCGGGGGGGGGGGAGGGGCAGGGUGUUCCCCCCUCCCCCCUCCCCCAAUGGCGCUCGCGGGGCUGCUCGUGCCGCUGCUCUGCACCGCAGUGGUGGUCCCAGCCGCCCCCACGCCCGUGUGGUGCUUCGCCCGAUUGGAGGAGGAAGGGGGAGGCGGGGCCUGCACCGAGCAGCUGGGCGAUGAGCCCGUCCCAUUGGACGACUGCUGCCUCAACCCCGCCUAUGGCUACAAGCUCCGCCCCCACAGCCACUGCCACACCUGCCGACAGGGCGCGUGGGGCCCGUGGGCGCCGUGGAGCAGCUGCUCGGUGACGUGUGGGGAGGGCACCCAGCGGCGGGGCCGGAGCCGGAGCCCCGGGGGGGGCGGGGACAGGAGGGAGUGGGAGCUGCGAGUCUGUCACCUGCCCUGCUGCCCCGAGCCGGGGGGGUGGAGCCCCUGGGCCCCCUGGGCCGGCUGCUCGGUGUCGUGCGGGGAGGGGACCGAGGGGCGGAGCCGGAACUGCGCUGACCCCGCCCCCCGCUGCGGCGGUGGGUGUGGCCCGGGCGUGGCCCAAGAAACCCGGAAGUGCCAAGGGAAGACGCCCACGUGUCCCGUGGGCGGGGCCUGGGGUUCCUGGGGCCCGUGGGGCGCCUGCGCUGGGACGUGCCGAGGGGCGGGGCCAACACCUGGGCGGAGCCGCAGCCGGCGUUGUGAUUCGCCGCCUCCUUCGGUGGAACCGCCCGGCCCCGCCUGUCCGGGGGCGGAGACUGAGACCGCGCCCUGCCCGGGGCUGCGCCCCUGUCCCGAAGAUGGCGCUUGGGGGGCGUGGUCAGCCGCGUCGCCCUGCCCGGUGACGUGCGGGCUGGGCGUGGUCACGUGGAGGCGCGCCUGCGAUCACCCGCCCCCUCGGUACGGGGGGCGCGGUUGCCACGGCAACAGCAGCCGGCGCGCGGUCUGCGGCCCCCACGGGCCCUGCCCGGGCGUGGAGCACUGGGGGCCGUGGGGCGCCUGGACCAGCUGCGAGCGGCGGCUGUGGGGGCCGGUGAGCUGCGAACCCGCCGUGGGGCAGCAACGACGGACGCGGGAAUGUGUGGGGCGCAGGCCGGGGGGACCCCCCUGCCCCAUGGAACCGGGGGGCGGCACCAUCCAGCUCCGCCCCUGCUACAACGUCAAAAACUGCCUGCUGCCGGGGAACUGGUCGGACUGGAGCCCCUGGGGACUCUGCACCCCGCCGUGUGGGGCCAGCCCCACACGUAGCCGCACCCGGGAGUGUCAGCCCAUCUACCCCGCCUACCCGCCCACGAUGACCCCGGUGGGUUCCUCCGUCCCCAUCAACGUCACCUUCUGGGGGGUGGCCCGGCCCCGCUGCGCCCCACUGGAGGGGCAGCUGCUGCGGCUGGUGGAGACGCGGCCCUGCCUGCACGUCCUGCCCUGCCCCCACCCCGACGAGGACUGACGCUCCCGGUGACGUCGCAGGACCCCCCCCAACCCCCCCCCCCCCCGACCCCCGACCCCCAAACCCGCCUGAAUUUCCCCCAACCCCCCCCUCCCCCCUCCCCAAAUAAAGAUCCGGC
Molecule: messenger RNA, 1582 nt
Organism: Grus americana (Whooping crane)
Lineage: Eukaryota; Metazoa; Chordata; Aves; Gruiformes; Gruidae
Gene: CFP
Product: complement factor properdin
Exons: 10
Coding region: 76-1464 (462 amino acids)
Source: RefSeq, a predicted model, not a curated record